Messenger RNA from Marmota flaviventris (yellow-bellied marmot), 1825 nucleotides. It is a transcript of the gene Galnt9, whose product is annotated as polypeptide N-acetylgalactosaminyltransferase 9. The record is from RefSeq and is a predicted model, not a curated record. Gene Ontology annotation, molecular function: polypeptide N-acetylgalactosaminyltransferase activity. Gene Ontology annotation, cellular component: Golgi apparatus. Gene Ontology annotation, biological process: protein O-linked glycosylation. NCBI's taxonomy places the organism in Eukaryota, Metazoa, Chordata, Mammalia, Rodentia, Sciuridae.
AUGGCGGUGGCCAGGAAGAUCAAAACUUUGCUGACGGUCAACAUCCUGGUGUUCGUGGGCAUCGUCCUCUUCUCCGUGUACUGCCGCCUGCAGGACCGUUCUGCCGCGCUGGUGCAGGUCGUGCGCGGCGCCGACCGCCGGGUGCGCAGCCGGCACGCCAAGGUGGGCGCGCUGGCCGACCGCGAAGCCAUCCUGCAGCGCCUGGACCACCUGGAGGAGGUGGUCUACAACCAGCUCAAUGGUCUUGCAAAACCCAUCGGCCUGGUAGAGGGGCCGGGUGGCCUGGGUCAGGGAGGUGUGGCGGCCACUCUGCAGGAGGACAGCCAGGAGAGGGAAGGCAAGUACGAGGAGUAUGGCUACAAUGCCCAGCUCAGCGACCGCAUCUCCCUGGACAGGACCAUCCCUGACUACAGGCCCAAAAAGUGCAGACAGCUGACCUACUCAGGCGACCUGCCCCAGGUCUCCGUGGUCUUCAUCUUCGUCAACGAGGCGCUGUCCGUCAUCCUGCGCUCCGUGCACAGCGUGGUCAACCACACACCCUCCCAGCUGCUGAAGGAGGUCAUCCUGGUGGAUGACAACAGUGACAAUGUGGAGCUCAAGUUCAACCUGGACCAGUACGUCCACCGGAGGUACCCUGGCCUGGUGAAGGUCGUCCGCAACAGCCGGCGGGAAGGCCUGAUCCGCGCACGGCUGCAGGGCUGGAAGGUGGCCACGGCCCCUGUGGUCGGCUUCUUCGAUGCCCAUGUGGAGUUCAACACUGGCUGGGCCGAGCCUGCCCUCCUGCGCAUCCGGGAGGACCGGAGGCGCAUCGUCCUGCCAGCCAUCGACAACAUCAAGUACAGCACCUUCGAGGUGCAGCAGUACGCCAGCGCCGCCCACGGCUACAACUGGGGGCUCUGGUGCAUGUACAUCAUCCCACCCCAGGACUGGCUGGACCGUGGGGACGAGGCGGCACCCAUCAGGACCCCCGCCAUGAUCGGCUGCUCCUUCGUGGUGGACCGCGAGUACUUCGGGGACAUCGGCCUGCUGGACCCGGGCAUGGAGGUGUACGGUGCGGAGAACAUCGAGCUGGGGAUGAGGGUGUGGCAGUGUGGCGGCAGCAUGGAGGUGCUGCCCUGCUCCCGCGUGGCCCACAUCGAGCGCACCAAGAAGCCCUACAACAACGACAUCGACUACUACGCCAAGCGCAAUGCGCUGCGGGCCGCCGAGGUGUGGAUGGAUGAGUUCAAGUCCCACGUGUACAUGGCCUGGAACAUCCCCAUGACCAACCCAGGGGUGGACUUCGGGGACGUGUCCGAGAGGCUGGCCCUGCGCCAGAGGCUAAAAUGCCGCAGCUUCAAGUGGUACCUGGAGAAUGUGUAUCCUGAGAUGAGGACCUACAACAACACCCUCACAUACGGAGAGGUGAGAAACAGCAAGGCCAGUGGCUACUGCCUGGACCAGGGUGCGGAGGACGAUGACCGGGCCAUCCUCUACCCCUGCCAUGGCAUGUCCUCCCAGCUGGUGCGGUACAGUGCUGACGGCCUCCUGCAGCUGGGCCCCCUGGGCUCCACGGCCUUCCUGCCCGACUCCAAGUGCCUGGUGGACGAUGGCCGGGGACGCACGCCCACCCUGAAGAAGUGUGAAGAUGUAGCCAGGCCGGCACAGCGGCUGUGGGACUUCACGCAGAGUGGCCCCAUCGUGAGCCGGGACACGGGCCGGUGCCUAGAGGUAGAGAUGUCCAAAGACGCCAACUUCGGGCUCCGGCUGGUGGUGCAGAGGUGCUCAGGGCAGAAGUGGAUGAUCAGGAACUGGAUCAAGCACGGGCAGCACUGACCUCGCCCCC